Gaeumannomyces tritici R3-111a-1 is the source of this 267-nucleotide messenger RNA. RefSeq lists its product as hypothetical. Lineage: Eukaryota; Fungi; Ascomycota; Sordariomycetes; Magnaporthales; Magnaporthaceae. The record is from RefSeq and is a predicted model, not a curated record. The coding region runs from base 1 to 267 and encodes 88 amino acids. The transcript has a single exon.
AUGCCCGUGUUCGGGCUGGCGUGUGACAGCUCGGGGCUAAUGGGCAUCGCCUCGUGGGAGGCGCACAUGAAACCUAGCUUUCCCGCUGAUCCGGUGGUAGUGGCAUCGGCAGCACGGUCUUUGGGGAGGGGCUUCGAAGAUGGUAUCGUUACUUCACCAAGUUACUUCACCAAGCCUCCUCAGUCUUCGGCCCUCGUUCGUCGACAGGGUCAAGCACGGUUCACGGAACAGUGCCGGCCGCGCCAAGGGAAGCUUCUUUCGGCCUAA